UGAACCAUAAUGGAUAGUGAUAUACGUUUUUUUCCUGAUGACAUCCAAUGUUUUAAAUGAUUUGUAUACGUAUUCAAUUCAAGUCUAAUUUUAUAUUCAUAUUGUUUAUUGUAACAUAUUUUCGCGACUAAUACUAUGUCAAUGCAAUUCAUUUAACCGGUACAUCAUUAAUAUUUGAUUAUUGCAACACGUGAACAUGUGCAAUUUUCGAUUGAUUCAGUCACGGUUACCCUCACUUUAUGCGUAAUACCACAUAAUUAGAAAAUCGUUAUGUAUUUAAAGGCCAUGGUACAAAUUUGGUUAUUAUCAAUCAAUCAUAGAAUAGGUUAAUGAUUAUAUCGAACUCUUAGGCAUCUUUCACGUUACAUGAUCUUCAGUUUUGAUUUCAAAAUAUUGAAAAUGCAGAAACCGUUUUAAGUCAUUAAACUUUUUGUAAACCCAAAACAGGUACUGUAAUGAUUGUUGUGGUGCCACCUUAAUUUAAAUCUCUACAUUCGUAGCCCUUGGGUUUAUAAAAGCCAAUGCUCUUCAAAUUUCAGGCAGAUAUGCUGUAAGUUCAAUUAAAAUAAUAGUUAUUUUUACAAAAAUCAUGGUAAAAUUUAAUAUCAGGCCAUCUGUUUACUAUUUCCAAUUGAUGCAUGGUGUAAUGAAAAGGAGUCACAGAGUGUCAUCUUCCAAUGACCCCAUGGUGUGUUAGAUCGUCACUUAGUCUACGUUAAGGUUCAAAAUAGGCGAGUCUAUAAGAAUUUCAUAAAGAAUAGAGUCAUAAUCAGGAAAAUUCAACAUAAGGUAUUCAACUGACUGAUUAAUUGUCUGUGGAUGACACCCCAAUAAAAGUGACACGAUCACACCCAUCGGAUUAAGACAAUCAUAGAUCUGCUUUGUUUUGCUAUGAUGAACACUCAAUACAACACAUGUUAUCGGUCCAAACACGUUGUUUUUCACAGGAGACAUAUUUUGUUACCUUUAAAAUAAAAAUAUUAACAUUUUUUUUUUUUUAAACGCAUUUUUAUUUCUUCUAUUUCCUAAAUAAAACUUACUUUUUCCUUACUAUAAGGCUUUGCAUAUAUCAGGCACAUGCGUGUAACUAGCAGAUUUCAAUACAUAUUUCAUUAAUCAUUACAUUAAUUUAUCCGCAAUCAUCAAUGGUUAUUAAUUACUCAAAAUUUAAGUCCCAUCAACUGCAAUCCAAACAAACACUUGCGAAAAUAUAACUCAUAACACAUGUAGUGGAAUUUGUUCUGUUCGUCGGGUGCAGAUCAAACAGUACAAUUUGUGACGUCACAGCACAAGCUGUGUAAAGAUCACUGCAAUGGUUUGUAUUUAAAUAGGUCACAUAUACCGUAUGAACCCACUUAAAUCCCAAAAUUGCGUCUAGGCUGGUCCAAACAUACCAUACCAUCGGAAAAUAAGAAUCAAUAAUCCCAAGCAAAUGAACAAAUUUAGUUGAUAUUUGACUGUUAAGCUUGAACAUUAUCACAGACUUGGAGAAUUUCAAGUGCUGGAUUUGCUCUAAAAAUCUACCCCGUCUUAUAAACGAGUCAAGACAAAAACACCAGAUUUCAUGAGCAAAGUAGGGGGUCGUCUUAUAAGCGGAGAAAAUACGGCAGAGGAUGUCAUUAACAGAUCGGGAAUGGGACGACUUGAAGGCAUUACUUGACAAGGCUGUGAACAAGUUCCUGGGUUUCAGUGAACCCUCUCUUGUUACAGCAGCACUCAAGUGUAUAGACAAUGGAUAUGAUGAGAAGGAAACAGCAGAUAAACUGCAGGCGUUUCUGGAUGAGAGGCAGGCUCCCAUGAUUGCAGAGCGGCUGUUUGAUGUUUGGGACAGCUACCGUUCAUCCAGCAAGACACACAAAACCAAGAGGAAAAAGGAUGAUUAUGAUGAUGAAGUGGAAGAGGUUAAGAAGAAACCCAAAUUUACGGAGCAGCCGGACAACCCGGAUCCCAGCCCUGGACAGCUUACAGAGGAAAAGAUCAAGGAAAUGAUGCAGAAUGCCCAGAAAAUGAUCCAGGAGAGGAAAGCUCAGUUAAUGGGCAAUCAGCAGCCCCCUCCAACUACACAAAACACCCAGGCCCAGAAGUACAUGAAUGAUGCGAAAGAGAAGGCAAAGCGGGCGAAUGAAUUGCAAGCCCAGAUACAAGCCCGACUAGCUAACAUGGCUGGUUUACCUGCGCCCAUGAAAGGCAUGCCGCCCGUCAAAUCUACAGACAAGAAACAGAUACCCGAUGUGCAGAAAGCAUUGCCCUCUUCGCAGCCCACUCCACUGAUCCUUGACUCUGAAGGCCGUACAAUCGAUGCUAAGACGGGAGAGGCCAUCACAUUACAGCACUAUGCCCCAACACUGAAGGCCAACAUCAGAGCCAAAAGGCGAGAACAGUUCAAAGGGUUGAUAGAUGCUCCCCCUGAGGAGAUCAGUGCCUCAAAGUUCUUUGAUCCUAGAGUCAGUGGGCAGAAUGCUCAGAGACAGAAGCGGGGCUUUAGGUUCCAUGAGCAAGGCAAGUUCGAGCAACUGGCUCAGAGGCUUCGGACAAAGGCUCAGCUGGAUCGACUUCAAAGUGAGAUUUCACACGCAGCCAAGAGGACUGGUAUUGCCUCAGCAGCUAAACUGGCAACCAUCGCUCCCAAGCAAGAACUGGCUGCGGGUGAGAUACCGGAUGUUGAAUGGUGGGACAGCUUCGUUAUCCGUACGGUGUCAUCAUAUGACGCAGUGUUUGAGGAAGGAACAGACCUGAGGUCUCGGCUGGAGGGCAUCACCCACCUUGUAGAACACCCUAUACAGAUGAAACCUCCUGAUGAGCCAGAGAAGGAGCCAUUGAUCCCAAUGUACCUGACGGCCGCGGAGAGGAAGAAGCUGCGACGACAGAAUCGGACAGAGGCACAGAAGGAACUCCAGGAGAAGAUUCGCCUCGGCCUGGCACCACCCAUGGAACCCAAAGUGCGUAUGGCAAAUCUGAUGAGAGUUCUUGGUUCCGAAGCCGUUCAAGAUCCUACAAAAGUGGAGGCACAUGUUCGGGCUCAGAUGGCUAAACGACAAAGAGGUCAUGAGGAGGCGAACGCUGCCAGAAAGCUGACAAAGGAACAAAGAAGAGAUAAGAAAAUCAAUAAAAUAAAAGAAGAUACCUCGCUGGGAGUUCACGUGUCAGUAUACAGAGUGAACGAUCUCACUAAUCCAGCAAAGAAGUUCAAGGUGGAGACAAACGCAAAUCAGCUGUACAUGACUGGCAUUGUUGUCUUGUUUAAAGACUGUAAUGUGGUUGUAGUCGAGGGAGGUCCUAAGCAACAAAGAAAAUUCCGAAGGUUGAUGCUACAUCGGAUAAAAUGGGCAGAGGACAAACAGAAGAAGAAAAAAGACGAAGAUGAAGGUGAUGAUGUUGACAAUACAAACAAAUGUGUUCUUGUUUGGGAGGGCACUACGGUGAACAGGGCAUUUACAGAGAUGAAGUUCAAGGUCUGUCCGACAGAGGCAUUUGCGCGUGAGCAGUUCAGGAAGAGUAACGUGGAAUCUUAUUGGGACCUCGCAUUCAGUGGGGCUGUGCUCGAGAAUGCCGGAGAGGAGUUGUGAUCGGAGAAACUUGGGAACCAGUUGAAACUGGUCAGGAUGGAAAUUCUCAUUUACAAUUUUAAAUGUUAAUACAAAUGAUUGAAAUACAGGGAAUAAACCAGUCGCCAAUACAGUGAAAUUGCUGAUUUCUGCGCAUUGCCAUGUCAAGGUUGUAUGUUGCAGUUGUUUGACCUUAAGAGAUGGGGCUGGCCCAUUAUAUGGAAAAUCAUUUUGCUUCGGUGUGUUUGAAAAGUUGCCUGUAAUCUGGUGAUUAAUGUAAACUAUUGGAAAUGUAGUCUGUUUAUCUGCAUGUAACCUUAUGAAUCUUGGCACUUGAAACUGGAAAAUGUAAGCAGGGACAGCUUGUUUGAGAAAGAAGCGUUAUUUAAAUUAGUGAUCAGACUGACAAAUUAUGAUCCAAGUUAGGAAAGGCCCUGCAGCACUUUUUUCAUUUCUUUGUCAAAUGGAAGGUAACGGUUUGGAGAUCAGAGAAUGUCAUUGUUAAGUAUAGUUGUUACCUAUAAACCUUUGAAAAUCAUUUUAUCUCCUCCUUAGAGAGAUACCACUUCAGCUUGACUUCGGCUACAGGAGUAUUGCUUCAGUUCUACUCAAUUAGAAGUGUUUGAGUUGAUAUUUGUAGGAAGUAAAAUCUACGAAGCACUAACCGUGUGAAACAUUCUUUAUAAUUGUGAAUACAUGUUUGAAAAACCAACAAGUAGUUGGUGUAUCCCAUGGUUCCUGUUGCCAUGACCGCAGCUUGUUUUUAGAAAGAAUCCAAACACUGGUAAUGUCUAUAGACUGUCUUAUAGAGGUAUGAUGGAGAAAUGUCUGUGCUAGAUCAUUUAUACUGUACAUGUUGAAUCAUAACUUAAUGAUGUUCAAUAAACUUAAUAUUGUGGGGAUAUUAUGUACAUGUAUUUGUUGUUUCUGUUGAAAUUGAAGACUUAGUGUACAUUAUAAAUGAAAUAAACAAAUAAAACUUUAUUUUAAG
This is a messenger RNA of Mya arenaria, 4536 nucleotides long. Its product is annotated as U4/U6 small nuclear ribonucleoprotein Prp3-like. Gene Ontology annotation, cellular component: U4/U6 x U5 tri-snRNP complex. Bases 1614 to 3566 code for a protein of 650 amino acids. Gene Ontology annotation, biological process: mRNA splicing, via spliceosome. The record is from RefSeq and is a predicted model, not a curated record. NCBI's taxonomy places the organism in Eukaryota, Metazoa, Mollusca, Bivalvia, Myida, Myidae. The transcript is spliced from 20 exons.